Molecule: messenger RNA, 4977 nt
Organism: Gadus chalcogrammus (walleye pollock)
Lineage: Eukaryota; Metazoa; Chordata; Actinopteri; Gadiformes; Gadidae
Gene: prkcq
Product: protein kinase C, theta
Exons: 18
Coding region: 621-2804 (727 amino acids)
Biological process (GO): protein phosphorylation
Molecular function (GO): diacylglycerol-dependent serine/threonine kinase activity; ATP binding
Source: RefSeq, a predicted model, not a curated record
UCUCUUUGCCACGUACACACACACAUCCAAUAGAAUCGCACAAGUCUUCAAAUAUCACGUCACUGAAAAUCAGUGUGUGCUGAGCUUGCCAUUUCACUGUGUGGCCCAAUGCUACCCAACGUUAGCGGCUGGCGCUGUGUGUUUCUAGAGAGUGGAGCUAAUGGUUAAACUGUGUAACGCUACGGCCUGUUAAUUUUUGUGAGUGGCGUGCUGUUUUCCGUCUCGACGGGUGUACGGAAGAGACCUUCAGGCUGUCUGGGGCUGACAGGUGUACUUUACAAGCUUUGUUUACAAGCAUCUCUCUCUCUCUCUCUAGCUCUCCCUCUGUCAGACUCUCUCGUUCUCUGUGUUUCGGGGGCAAGAGGACAAGGCCAUCUCGUCAGGGUAGUCUGCAGGGGUGGCAGAGCCAUAACAUUUGACAGAGCAUCAGGAGACCGGUGGGACUGCACAGUGGAUCCUCUCCGUCCGAGGCGGUGCACAGAGUUUCGGCGGCGAGGCAAAGAGGAGCUCCAGGGUUUAACCCGGGUGCCGGGAGUCCGUCUCCGAAGAGGAACACUUAGAUCCCCUCUCCGCCCGUGAGAGGCGGCUGAAGGGAGGUGACGCCGCCGUCAACCGCCGACAUGUCUCCCUUCCUGCGGAUCGGGUUCACGCGAUUCGAGAUGGACCCGGGGCUGGAGUACCACGAGGAGGUGCUGAACCCCUACUGCGCCGUCCAGAUGAAGGAGCCCGUCGACACAGAAAAGGGUCCUGCGUACAAGCAGAGGAAGCCCACCAUGUACCCCCCGUGGAGCACCACGUUCGACGCCCACAUUCACCCGGGCCGCGUCAUGCACGUGAUGGUGAAGGACCGCACGGCCGAGCUGCGCUCCGAGGCCACCCUGGCCCUGGAGGCCCUGGCCACGCGCUGCGUCAAGGAGAGCGGCAAGCUGGAGUUCUGGCUGGACCUGGCUCCUCAGGGCCGAGUGCUGAUUGAAGCCAGGUACUACAUAGAGAAGUGCGAUGGCCAGGGUAAGGACAGCGAGGGGGCCGGGGAGAAGGACCGGCAGAGCCUGUUCACGCUGCACCAGCGCCGCGGGGCCAUCAAGCAGGCCAAGAUCCACCUGGUCAAGAGCCACGAGUUCAGCGCCACCUUCUUCCCCCAGCCCACCUUCUGCUCCGUCUGCAAGGAGUUUGUCUGGGGUCUUAACAAGCAGGGGUACCAGUGCAGACAAUGCAACGCCGCCAUCCACAAGAAGUGUAUAGACAAGAUCAUCGCCAAAUGCACCGGUUCAGCCAUCAACAGCAAAGAGACCAUGAGCCACAAAGAGCGCUUCAAGAUCGACAUGCCGCACCGCUUCAAGGUGUACAACUACAAGAGCCCCACCUUCUGCCAGCACUGUGGCACGCUGCUAUGGGGUUUGGCCAAGCAGGGGCUCAAAUGUGAGGAGUGCUGUAUGAACGUCCAUCAUAAAUGCCAGAAAAAGGUGGCCAACCUCUGUGGAGUCAACCAGAAGCUGAUGGCCGAGGCUCUGGCCGGCAUAGAGACUAAGCAGCUGCAGGCUAAAACCAGCAGUGACAGCGAGCUGAUUGGUCGAGAGGGGCCGGUGAGUGUGGACCAGCCAGGCGUGGUCCGGGUCCCGUCCGGACCGAUCAUGGGCUUACCGGCCACCCCUGCCAGUAGAGACGUCCAGGGCGUGUCGUGGUACGUCUCCCUGGACGAGGAGGAUGUCGAGCAGGAGCCCUCGCCCAGCGACCCCGGGAAGGGGCCCCCCCCAGAGGACCAGGAGCCCCUCUAUGCCGUGCCCAGGAAGGACCACCAGAGGUUCACCCUGGACAACUUCGUCCUGCACAAGAUGCUGGGCAAGGGCAGCUUUGGCAAGGUGUUCCUGGCCCAGCUGAAGAGCACGGGGCAGUACUACGCCAUGAAGGCCCUGAAGAAGGACGUGGUGCUGAUGGACGACGACGUGGAGUGCACCCUGGUGGAGAGGAGGGUGCUGUCCCUGGCCUGGGAGCACCCCUUCCUCACCCACCUCUACUGCACCUUCCAGACCAAGGAGAACCUGUUCUUUGUGAUGGAGUACCUGAACGGAGGGGACCUCAUGUUCCACAUCCAGAGCUGCCACAACUUUGACCUGCCCAGAUCCAAGUUCUACGCUGCCGAGAUCAUCUGUGGCCUCCAGUUUCUGCACUCUAAAGGAGUUGUUUACAGGGACCUGAAGCUGGACAACGUGCUGCUGGACUCUGAGGGACACAUCAAGAUCGCUGACUUUGGGAUGUGCAAGGAGAACAUGAGCGAGGACGCCCGGACCGCCACCUUCUGCGGGACCCCUGACUACAUCGCCCCCGAGAUCCUGCUGGGCCAGAAGUACAACAGCUCGGUGGACUGGUGGUCGUUCGGCGUGCUGCUGUACGAGAUGCUGAUUGGCCAGUCUCCCUUCCACGGGCAAGACGAGGAGGCGCUCUUCCAGUCCAUCCGCACCGACAACCCUUCCUACCCCCCGUGGCUGCCCAAGGACGCCAAGGACAUCCUGGUCAAGCUGUUUGUGAGGGAGCCUGAGAAGCGGCUGGGCAUCAAGGGAAACGUCAGACAGCACAUCUUCUUCAGUGGCACCGAUUGGGACGCCAUGGAGCUACGGCAGGUGGAGCCGCCCUUUAGGCCCACAGUGAAAUCGGCCAGCGACUGCAGCAACUUCGACACCGAGUUCCUCAACGAGAAGCCGCGGCUGUCCUGCGCCGACCGGGCGCUCAUCAACAGCGUGGACCAGACCAUGUUCAGGAACUUCUCGAUGGUUAACCCUGGGAUGGCCCGUGUCAAGGCAUCCUGAACAAGGGGGGUAGGGAUAGAGAGGGACAUACCAAAGUCUGACAACCAGCCAACUUGGCCCAAGUUGUCACUUGAAGGUGACAUAUUAUACCACCAGGUGUGAGUGCCUUACAAGCAGUUUUGAAAAUCGGCCAUACAUCUAGGUGGACACGCCCACUUGGGAUGUCAGAAGAGGCCGAUUUUUCAAAACGGCUUGUAAUGGCUAAUUACACACACACCUGGUGGUAUAAUAUGUUACCGUUAACUAACAAUUGACUGAACCUGCAUACCAGAUGAGGGACAGAAGACCGGGAAAACUCUACACACCUCUGAUGUCACGCAACGACAACGAUGAAUACCUAGCUUCUCCGAUGAGAUCUGUUCGAGAUGAGGACUACAGUUCAAGAACAUGAACAAAAGCUGUUUCACGAUUUUUUCUGCAAAACUAAAUAUUCAAAUGCUUUUGUAGCACUGUGGUCAGUCAGAAUGUGUUUUUGCGUAUUUGAAAUCUAGGUGUUUUUAGUCUUACUGUUCUGUGGCCACCGAUUCGUUAACGUGUACGGUGCUUAAAAAUACAGAAUCUGUGGUACCUCAGCGGUACUGUUUUGUUUACAUCCUAUGGUGUUAAUUAUGUUCAGAGCUUCGCACUUGAUGUAAGGGUGAGUGGAUCUGGGUACUGGAGAGGCUUUUAAUUCUUUCUUCUAAUGUGAUUCCCGUAUGAUCAUUGAAGCAUUACGUAGUUGAUUUUGUAGUUCUUUUUCUUGAGAGUUUGUGUCCGUAUUCUUUUUAGGGAACUACUUGAUGUUGGGAAAGUACUUUUUCAAUGGCCAAUAAAUAAGUAUUAACCUGACUGUAAGUCAGUCAAUAAACCGAGCAAUCAGAUAAAUCAUUGCACAGGUAUUAAGAGUAAAACAAUUAAUUAAAAUAACUUAGAUUAGGGAACACAUGUUUUGCUAACCAUCACCACCACGUUCACAGGUCUAUUUUAAGCUGCAAGCAGAAUUGCAAUACUAGAGUAGAUGAGUCAUACAUCACACUCUAAAGAAGCAGAGACACAUUUAGAGAUUAUUUUACAUUCAUGUUUUGUUUAUUGGGGGUUGCGGUCAAGCUGUGCUUGUGUGUGUGUGUGUUUGUUCCAGGUCAAUCCCUGAACCUUUAGUGAACAGAGCAUUUAGUGUUGCAGGAUCUCCUUCAAAGUGAUCAGACGUUCACACGCGCUAUCCCUCUCGCACACACACGAACACCUCAUCUAUUACGCAUUCAGGUAGGGCAAAUAAAAACAAAUGUACAAAGAAAAAUCAUACACAUAAAUAUAACGCUAUAUAUAAGGCUACAAAAAUGAACCAUUAAUUAACAUUAGUUAUUGCAAUAAUAAGCAUUAGUAUACAUUAUUAGCAUAGGGGUUAUGGUUAACCAUAACUCCAUUAAAUAAUCCCCUAGUUUCAGAAACACUUAGGCAUCCAUUAGUUAACUGCAUUAACUAUUGUAAAUUAACGAUUCAUUAUUGUCCCCUUAUUUUUAAAGGUUACCAUAUUAUGUAGUCAAUCAUUGAAAGAAAUAAAGCAUUUUGCUAGUAUGCAAAAUUUGACAAGAGAAUGAAUAUCUAUUAUGGCCGUUUGCCCUUAUACAUAACACCCAUACACAGAUAUUUUCAAUAUUUGGCUUUGAUGUUUUUGGAGGCAAACAUGUCUCGGGUCUGCCUUAAUAUCAACAACUACUGUUUGGUUUACUGACUUAGGCAGUCCAUUUCCUUUGAAGAUGAAACAAUGACAAAUCCUUGAAAAAAAUCCAGGUGCUUUCAAAACACCUGUAAUGCCCACAUGGAUUUCAUUCCAGUCAAUGAUAUGAGCUGUUUAUAAAUAAACACACACACAUACAGUCACUUUGUGACUAAUUCAAAGCUGCGUGAAGUUCUGUAAAUACUUGCCAUACAUGAGCGGUUCUAUUCGCAUCCUCAAGAGUUGAAGAUGGAACGAUAUACAAGAGUAAAGAUGAAGAGUAGCUCAAUCCCACAUAUCUUCAGCCUGGUUUACAUUUCUCCCGUCUGUGUGUUGCGUUGCGCGUGUGCAGGGACAUUAAGUGUGAUAACCAUGGGGAUGACUCUUCCCGCUUUGCAUGUUGCCAUGGUAACCAAGAGCCAGCAUGGCGACCCGGCGUCGGCCCUCCUUCACUCGCCCGUCCGAUAACAUCGUGGC